Molecule: messenger RNA, 2868 nt
Organism: Aethina tumida (small hive beetle)
Lineage: Eukaryota; Metazoa; Arthropoda; Insecta; Coleoptera; Nitidulidae
Gene: PSR
Product: bifunctional arginine demethylase and lysyl-hydroxylase PSR
Exons: 5
Coding region: 114-1391 (425 amino acids)
Biological process (GO): phagocytosis
Cellular component (GO): cytoplasm; nucleus
Molecular function (GO): histone H4R3 demethylase activity; P-TEFb complex binding
Source: RefSeq, a predicted model, not a curated record
GCUACAAGGUUCCGUUUGUCGUUAGCAAUUCAGUUUCUGUUUUUGUCAAAAUUUAAAGUUUAAGUUAUUUUUAGUGUAAUAAUAUUAUUUUAUCAUAGUGCAAAUAUAAAGGAAUGGAUGAUAAUCAUUUUAGUCAUAGAGCACGUAAAAGAAUAAAGGAAGCAAAGCGUAAAGCGAGACCAGAAUUAAACACUAAGGAAUCGUGGACGCAACAACGUUACUAUGAUAAUUUUGCAAAAUUUAACGAAUUUGAAGAUAAUUGUGAGAGAAUUGAUGAGACCCAAUUCAGCCAAAGAGAAUUUAUAUCUAAAUAUGAACUGCCUUACAAGCCUGUUGUUAUAACUGGUUCACAAACAGGUUGGUCUGCCAAGGAAAAAUGGACAUUAGAUAGAUUAAUGAAGAAAUAUAGAAAUCAGAAGUUCAAAUGUGGGGAAGACAAUGAAGGAUAUAGUGUUAAAAUGAAAAUGAAAUAUUAUAUACACUACAUGCUCACCACUAAAGAUGACAGUCCAUUAUAUAUUUUUGAUAGCAAUUUUGGAGAGCACCGUCGAAGGAAGAAAUUACUAGAUGAUUACAUUGUCCCUUGUUAUUUUCGUGAUGACCUAUUCAAGUAUUCAGGGGAAGUGAGCCGGCCACCAUACCGAUGGUUUGUCAUGGGACCAGCUCGUUCUGGAACUGGUAUUCAUAUAGAUCCUUUAGGUACAAGUGCCUGGAAUGCAUUAGUUGUAGGACACAAAAGGUGGUGUCUAUUCCCCACACACACCCCCAAAGAACUGCUGAAAGUAACGGGGCAGAUGGGUGGAAAGCAACGCGACGAAGCCAUAACAUGGUUCAACCUCAUUUACCCCAAAACGAAGGAUCCGUCAUGGCCAAGCGACUGUAAGCCAAUUGAAAUCUUACAAAAACCUGGCGAGACCGUGUUCGUGCCUGGUGGCUGGUGGCACGUGGUUCUUAAUCUGGACACCACAAUAGCCGUCACUCAGAACUUUUGCAGUAGAACGAACUUUCCGGUGGUUUGGCACAAAACGGCGAGGGGACGGCCCAAGUUGUCGCGUAAAUGGUUGAGGGAAUUGAGGAUUCACGAACCUAUGCUGGCUCAAUUGGCCGACCGGAUCAAUUUGGAACAACCGAGCGGGGUUGCUUCGGACAGUUCGAGCAGUUCGUCCAGCAGUUCCAGUUCGGAUUCGGAUGAGUCGACGAAUUCGGAGGACGAUGACAGCGGUCAGGAAUCGAUUACGGCGAAAAAGAAGAGAAGGAAGUCUGAUAAUGAGUCUGAAAGAAACAAGAAAAUUUCGAGGAGAUUGAGCAAGGAUUCACCUGUGUCCUGGAAAAGUUUCGAUAACAGUUCUUCCAUAUCACCAUCACAAGCAGUUGACAUUGUCAAGGAAUAACAAACAAUUUAUUGGAAGUUAUUUUAUUCAAAACACCAAUAAUAAACAGAUCUAUAGGAUAUAUUUUUAUUAAUUAAUUUAUAGAUUUUAAUUACUGUUGCAGGUGUGUAUAUCAUAUUGAAAGUGAAAUACAAAAACAGGCCAAUAAUUGACGAUAAAUUGUUAAUUUUCUAGCGUGCCUUAAAACUUACUUUAGUUAUUCCACUUAAAGAGCAAUAACAGUAUUGGAGCAAUACAUAAAGUCGAAGUUGAAACAUUCCACUUUAAAUGCAGUUUGUUGGCCUGCUUUUAACAGACGACUUCGUGUUUUCUUACAGUGUUUAUGACUAACGCUUAGUACAAAACUCUUUUUUAUUUCAAGUGACUGAAGAUAUACGCAGUAUUUUACAUAGCACAUAUCAGCUUGAUUUUUUGGGAAAACAAACCCUCAGUUGCUGUUGAUGUUAUUACAAUUUCCUCUUUCUAUAGUUACCACUAUGUAAUUAUUGUAUUAGUUUCGCUAUUUAAUUUGUCGAUCAUUUAAAAUAACUAAAGUAAAAUAUAGUGCCAAGAAUAUUGACAAAACUGCCUUACAUUUUUGGUGUUGAUUUCUGUUCUGAUUCUGAUUAACACAUUCAAUAAAAUUUCUUUCACUGCAAAAACGCAUCAAAUUUUAUUGGAAGUGUUCUGAAAAGUGUUGAAAAAGUAAUGUAUUUGUUUUGUGAUUUAAUUUCAGUGCCUGGAAUAAAUAUUUUUACUUGGGGUGAUUUGCUAGAGUUGACCUUUUAAUAAUUUACAUUGAUAAACGCCGUGGGUAUUAAAAUGUAUUUGCCAAGGUCGAAUAUUAUUCUUGGAAGACACAUUUAAUAUCUGUAACUAUUUGCAAAACAUUCAUUUUACUUUUGAAACAUUACUACAUACUUACUAACAUAAGUUUCGUUAAAAUUAUGAUCGGAAGUUAAGGUUGUUAAACAAUUACGUUUUUUUUCUUCUGAAAUAUAACUAUCAGUUUAUAUAGUUGUGUUUAGAAAUUCAGAUUUCAAUAACUGUUUCUCUUCAGUCAGUUAUUGAGAUCUGAUCUCCGGUUUGGUAUUAUUUAAAUUUAGUUCACCGCAAGCACUUGUGGUAAUUUUAAAGUCGUUACUAAAUUUGUUUAAAAUAUGUAUACAAAAAGACAGUAUUAUAAAGGAUAUCAAUCAAGUGCCAGCCGAAUAUUCUAACUCUGCAAUGUGAACAAUAACAGAGAAUGUAUUUCUCUAAAGCAAAUCCAAUAUGUUAUUUUUCUUAAUUAUUAGUUCAGUUUAUGUUAUUUGUUAGCUAAUACUUCUGAAUAAGGUACCAAAAUAUAAUAAAUAUAAAGUAUAGUUUUCAUAUAUUGAAACUGUAAUGCCUAUACACUGAUUACCCUAAGUAUUACUAAACAAAAACAUAAAAGUGUAAUCAAUUUUAUGUGUGCCUUUGGUCUUUUAAAAUUUCUAAAUAAAACUGAAACCACAAA